Synchiropus splendidus (mandarinfish) is the source of this 3439-nucleotide messenger RNA. RefSeq names its product v-akt murine thymoma viral oncogene homolog 2 (gene akt2). Bases 535 to 1983 code for a protein of 482 amino acids. The transcript is spliced from 14 exons. The record is from RefSeq and is a predicted model, not a curated record. Gene Ontology annotation, biological process: protein phosphorylation. NCBI's taxonomy places the organism in Eukaryota, Metazoa, Chordata, Actinopteri, Syngnathiformes, Callionymidae. Gene Ontology annotation, molecular function: ATP binding; protein serine/threonine kinase activity.
GUGCGUGCGCGUGCGGAGUGGCGGUGGUGGAGUCUGGCUCGGGGGGGGACGGAGAGAGCUCGCACGCAGAACACACCAGACGGCUGUGCGCAUCUGAAUGCUGAAGACGGAGUUGUAUGCCCGGAACUUGUGUGUUAUUUACAGUCAACAAGCUCACCGAGCGAGACGGAGCCUGGCGGACUAGUUCUCACGCUGGUUCUCACAUGCUCCGGUGAUCCACUGCAGCAGAGCACGCCGCCGCCGCCGCCGCGUCUGUUGUUUUGAGAAGAAAAACAAGCCCGGUGAGAGUCCGCUAAGCUGUGUGAUCAUUGACAGAGUUCAAUACACACACGCUUUUCGCGAUAACUGCCGGGAUAUCUGACCAGUGCUUUUCCGAGCUCAUUCAAACACUACCAAUUGGGAUUCUUUUCUCAUCCAAGGUCCAGCAUUCAAGGGUUUAUCGGAGUCUUGGGCUUACUUCUGGCCAAACAGGAGGUGUGAACGUUUGUGCCGUCUUGCAGCCCUUUUCCGACCCACACUGUCUUCUGCCUCAGCAUGAAUGACGUCAGUGUUGUUAGAGAAGGAUGGCUCCAUAAGAGAGGGGAAUAUAUCAAAACAUGGAGGCCUCGCUACUUCAUCCUGAAGAGUGACGGCUCCUUCAUUGGCUACAAAGAAAAGCCUGAAGUGGCCAGUGAUCACAGCCUUCCGCCUCUCAACAACUUCUCUGUCGCAGAAUGUCAACUGAUGAAGACAGAGCGACCUCGGCCCAACACAUUUGUCAUUCGUUGCCUGCAGUGGACCUCUGUUAUUGAGCGCACCUUUCAUGUAGACAGCAAUGAAGAAAGGGAGGAAUGGAUGCGAUCGAUCCAGUCCGUCGCAAAUAGCCUGAAGAGUCAGCAGCAGGAUGAGGAGCCCAUGGAGAUCAAAUUUGGUUCACCGAGUGACAGCAGUGGUGCGGAAGAGAUGGAGAUUGCCGUGUGCAAGUCUCGCUCCAAAGUGACCAUGAGUGAUUUCGACUACCUGAAGCUGCUCGGCAAGGGGACAUUUGGGAAAGUUAUUCUGGUCAAAGAGAAGGCUACUGGGAUGUAUUACGCCAUGAAAAUCCUCCGCAAAGAAGUCAUCAUUGCUAAAGAUGAGGUGGCACACACAGUUACGGAGAGCAGAGUUCUGCAAAAUACGCGGCAUCCCUUUUUGACAACACUAAAAUAUGCAUUUCAAACACACGACCGGUUAUGCUUUGUGAUGGAAUAUGCAAAUGGUGGUGAACUAUUUUUCCAUUUAUCCCGGGACCGGGUGUUCACUGAAGACCGGGCUCGCUUCUAUGGUGCAGAAAUAGUGUCGGCACUGGAGUACCUCCACUCACGUAAUGUAGUAUACAGGGAUUUAAAGCUGGAGAAUCUCAUGUUAGACAAAGAUGGCCACAUAAAGAUUACAGAUUUCGGACUGUGUAAAGAGGGGAUCACAGAUGGUGCCACCAUGAAAACCUUCUGUGGAACUCCGGAGUACCUGGCACCUGAGGUACUAGAAGACAACGACUACGGCAGAGCGGUGGACUGGUGGGGCCUCGGUGUGGUCAUGUAUGAAAUGAUGUGCGGACGAUUGCCUUUUUACAACCAGGACCACGAGCGUCUCUUUGAGCUCAUCCUCAUGGAGGAGAUCCGUUUUCCUAAGAACUUAGCCCCUGAGGCUAAAGCCCUGCUUGCUGGCCUGUUAAAAAAGGAUCCCAAGCAAAGGCUCGGAGGUGGACCUGACGAUGCCAAAGAUGUGAUGAGCCACAAGUUCUUCAUCUCCAUUAACUGGCAGGAUGUUCUGGAAAAGAAGCUCAUUCCACCCUUCAAGCCCCAGGUGACAUCUGAGACGGACACGCGCUACUUUGAUGAUGAGUUCACAGCACAGUCCAUCACUAUUACCCCUCCAGAUAAGUAUGACAGCUUAGAUGCUGAAGACUCCGAUCAACGCACGCACUUCCCUCAGUUCUCCUACUCUGCCAGCAUACGGGAAUGAUUGCACAGACGCUGAACGAAGCAGGCAGGCGAACACAUGACCCCAAACCCACACCAACACACAGGCACCACUGCAGAGAAAUCCGAAGACGAACACAAACCGGCACAGAAAACCCUUUCAUUUUCACAUCCGCAAUCAAGAUAGGUGUGAACACGUGGGCUUUGAAACGACGGACCUCAGACGUGUGUGGACAGACUGGCAGCUUUGUCUCUGUUCAUCCUCUCAGGCUUGAGUCCCCCUGCUGGGCACUCUGCUGCACUACACUGGGCACCACAGCAAGGCCUUGACACUUUCAAACCAGGUUAUGCCAGCAAGUAUCACCUGUUUACCAGCUGCACACGACAAACCCACACACCAAGACCACCCACACCUUCUCGAUGAGACAACCAUUUGGGGGGAAAUCUUUCUUUUUGUUGAUUGUUGUGGUUUUCAAUGUAAAGCCAUAUUUCAUCUUUAUUUCUUAAAACUUCUUUCUUUCUUUUUUUUAUUUUAAGAAGUGCUCUUUCUGGAACUUGCUGUUACAAAUCAGGUGCGAGAUGGCGCCCCCUGCAGUGGGAGACGGGGGUGGAGGGGGUACGGGAGGUUUGCCAAUUUGCUGUUUCUGUGUUUGCACUGUCUGCGUGUGUAUGUGUGAAUGAAUGUAUGCACAGCAUUUUUAUUCACAACCAUCCAUUUGUUUUUAUUCAUCCUUUUAGAAAGUGGCUGCAAAGCUGGCGAGAAAGGACACUACAUGCAAUGGCCUUCUUAAAGGGAAACUUGUGGCCUGCUUGCUGCGUUAAAAUUAGGAACCCUGACCUCUGUCUGGCGUUCGAAAAGCUCCAAGAGUCUUCAUCACGUUUUGCUUUGGCGCGUUCACAUUUCAACGACUAACCGUCACAGAUCUGUUCUCAUCGAGGCCAGUGACUCGAUUCAUGAGUAAUGACUACAACCGUGUGCUUUCCUAGGUCCAGUAAUUCUCACUUCCUAGUUGCUGAUAUGCACCAAUCUCGUUUUAACCUUUUAUUAAUAAGCCUCUGAAUGUUCACAUAUUUAAAAAAGGAAAAAAAAAGAAAAAAAAAAAAAACCAAUGUGGGAUCAUCGUUCGCGUCUGGCGUGGCUGAAACGGUCUGGCGUCCGAUGAGUCCCUGUUCCAUGUCUAGUCUUUGUGUCAUAGAUGUUGCUUUCAGAGGAGAGUCCCGCAGGCUUUAGCUUCAACCCACCUGUUCUCUUUGUUCAAGAUUGUUUUCAAGAUCGACACAUUCUCAAUGGCAUAUUUAAAAAUUGCUCAUAUUGACAUGAGCAUGUAAUUUUUCUAAUUGCUGGAAAUCACGCUCGCUGAAUUUGGAGCUUCCCUAAAGUUUUCCAUUGUCUCUGUUUUCUAAUUUUGUCCAUCUAUUUCUACUUUUUUUUUUUUUGUAAACCUUGUCAUGUCUAAGUAUACGCUAUAAAAUAUAUGGAUUAAAAGUUUUCCAAGUGA